Messenger RNA from Zophobas morio, 1844 nucleotides. RefSeq names its product DNA repair protein XRCC1-like. Gene Ontology annotation, biological process: single strand break repair; base-excision repair. Gene Ontology annotation, molecular function: damaged DNA binding. Gene Ontology annotation, cellular component: nucleus. NCBI's taxonomy places the organism in Eukaryota, Metazoa, Arthropoda, Insecta, Coleoptera, Tenebrionidae. The record is from RefSeq and is a predicted model, not a curated record. The transcript is spliced from 6 exons. Bases 77 to 1771 code for a protein of 564 amino acids.
AGUCAAACGACGAACACUUGUCACGUUUUUGAGGUUAUGUUGACGUUUUUUAAAUUCGUGCCCCGAAAUUCCAAAAAUGCCCAAAAUAAAAGUUGAUCACAUCGUCAGCUUCAGCAGCGAGGACCCAGUGCAUGUCGCCAACAACGUUUUGAGCAGCGAUCCCGCUAAAAAAUGGAAAUGCAAAGAAGCCGGCGAAAGAUCGGCCACGGUUGUUCUCCAACUCGAGAAAGCGUCGGUCAUUUCGGGAAUCGACAUCGGCAAUGAAAAUUCGGCCUACAUUGAAGUAUUAGUGACGCGGUCCGGCACCUCUGAUGAUUUUAAAGUCUUGUUAGUGAUGUCGUCGUUUAUGACCCCUCUGGAGGCUCGACAAAGCACGAAUAUCAACAAAGUUCGCAUGUUUGUGCAAGAUCAACUAUCAAAACCGGAGUGUGAGCAGAAAUGGGACAGGGUGAAAAUUGUGUGCACUCAGCCAUUUAAUAGACACGUACAGUAUGGUUUAUCGUUCAUUACGUUGCACACUUCGGGCGAUAAACCCAACGGAGCCCCCGUUCAAACUACUAUAGGCAAGUUUGCAGUGCGGCCUGAGUCUCCAGAUAGCUUAUCAGCCGGGAGCUUGUUUGCUAGGAGAGCUGAAUUAAAAAAAGAACCGUUGUCGGCGGCCGCUGCAAUCCGUGAAGCGUCUACUUCGGCAUCACCGGUAGCUAAACCAAAAUUAAAAAUUAACAAUAACUCGCACAACAGUGAUAGUGACAGUGAAACUAAAAAACCUCAACCAAGAAACAGAAAUGAGCUCCUGUAUAGCAAAGAUGAGGAAGAGCCAAAUGAGAAAAUUGAUAAAAUUAUAGAGAAAAAACAGAAUGAAGUGAAAGAAAAGAAAAAUAAGGAAGUGAAAGCUCAAAAGAAAACGGGAGAGUCUAGUAAGAGGAAAAACGACGGUGGUGAGAGCAGCAGCCCUAAGAAAAAAAUCAAAGUGGUGGAAAAACCAAAAGAGAAGAGAAAACCGUUCACUGAGUUGUUGAGAGGCGUCACACUUGUUAUCAGCGGUAUCCAGAAUCCCGAUCGCGCGAAUUUAAGGACUCUGGCUCUUGAAAUGGGAGCUAAGUAUAAAUCAGACUGGGACAACACUUGUACACACUUAAUUUGCGCUUUUACUAACACCCCUAAAUUUAACCAGGUCAAGGGUAAGGGUAAGAUUGUUAAAAAAAGCUGGAUUGAAGAGUGUCACUCGCAACGGAAGCGUCUACCCUGGAGAAGGUUUUGUUUAGAUAAAAGUGAUUCUAAAAAAGCGGAGAGUGAAGAUGAAAUUUGGGAGGAAAUAGCUGAAGAAAAGAAAGAUGAUAGUACUGAUGAAGAGGGCUAUGAUGACACUAAAAUGCAAAAAAGAAUUGAAGAAAUUCAAGCCAAACAAAAAGACAAAGAAAAAACGAAAAAACUUGAUACAUUUUCUCAGGACACAGAUGAAGAAACAAUCGCAAUAAGCGACGAUGACGAAAUUUCCAAAAAAUUACCAGAUUUCUUAGACUUCAAAACUUUCUUCAUUGACGAAGUUUUUGAUGAAGAUAUUACGAAAAUGUUGGAAAGAUACGUCAUAGCGUAUAAAGGAGUUGUUGCUGAAAAUCCCUCCACUGAUGUCGAUUUUUUUAUUACGUCAGAAGACAACGCUGCCAACUUGAAAAAUUAUAACUCAAAUGCGGUGUGUUUGAGACCUGACUGGUUAUGGGAUUGUCACAAUUCACAAAAAUUAGUUUCUACUGCCGAGUAUGUAUUGUGAUGUAGCAGUUGGGCGGAAGGUUAAUAUUUUCCGAGUAGGACAAGCACGGUUUUAGCAUGUUUCCUUCAAAUAA